Molecule: messenger RNA, 1221 nt
Organism: Loa loa (African eye worm)
Lineage: Eukaryota; Metazoa; Nematoda; Chromadorea; Rhabditida; Onchocercidae
Exons: 8
Coding region: 15-1127 (370 amino acids)
Biological process (GO): negative regulation of DNA-templated transcription
Source: RefSeq, a predicted model, not a curated record
UUUCAGCAUGAAUUAUGGAUCCAUUAGAUGGACAAGACGUCUAUGCAGCAGAAAAAAUUUUGAAAUCGCGAACGAGGAAAGGGAAAACAGAAUAUCUGAUCAAGUGGAAAGGAUGGUCAAAUCAACAUAACACGUGGGAACCAUCAAGUAAUAUCUUGAAUGAAAACUUGUUCACGGAAUCAGGUUUUCCCAUACCAAACGGUUUCAAAGGUGGAACUCGGAAGGGAAUUAGAAGGUCAAAUCGUGGAAGGAAACGGAAAGUAAAAGAAAUUUCGGAUUCCGACGAUUCAGAUGGCGACAAUCAAAGUUAUGAUGAGGGUGCCAGUGAAAGAAGUUCAGAAGGCUCAGAAAUUUCACCAAGGUCGAGCAUUCAUUCAAGGCCCGGAACACCAGUAACUCUGGCAGAAGAAGCUAUUACAGGAAACAACAAAUCCUUGAAAACGCCUCGGAAACGAGGCCCGAAAAGUAAAAAGAUGUUAAACGAUAUACCAAUGGCUAUCCCAGUUUCAAAAACCAACGAAGUGAAGGAUAAUGAUGACAGCAAGUUAGAACUCAAGGAAGAGAAGUCGGAUGAAGAACAAGGAGCUGAAAAAUCAUGGGAAAUGGGAACUGAGAAAGAGUUGGAUAAGGAGGAGAAAGCAGAAUUUAGGUGUAUUCCGUCGGAAACGAAAUUGAAUUUAUCAGAAACUGGCAAAGUUGGGAAGGAUGACUCUGCAUUAUCAGAAGCUGAAGUAUUCAGGAUCAUCAAAGAUAAUGAAAGCGGACCAGUUGAACAGAAAAACACGAGACGAGAAGUUGAGGUAAAACUGAAGAAACCUGAAGUUUUUGAGGGUCGAUCUGGAUCGGUGCAAGUCGUUUCUAAUGGUCAAGAGCAGGUAAUCAAUAGACUGGCAUUUGUUGUUGAAGGAACAUCUGGUUUGUCUCAAAGUUCGGAGCAGUUACAGCUACACGACUAUGGGGACAAUGAUGAAAGCCGGAUUCGUGUAAUAGCCGACCAGUUAAAGAGUGAAACUAAAAUUUGGACAGAUGCUAACAAUACGCGCUUCGAAAGUUUUCAGUACAAUGGUUCUCAUACAAUCACUGAAGUAACGGUCAAUCAGCAUACAGUCCCAAUUAUUGAGUUAUAGCCAUAUGUAAAGCCAUUUAACUUGCUGAUAUUUUUUAUUUGUCUUUGGGGUAUUUAACGUCCUUAAAUACAUAUUCCACUUCUUAAAAUCUUCC